Nematolebias whitei (Rio pearlfish) is the source of this 1746-nucleotide messenger RNA. It is a transcript of the gene rgs7a, whose product is annotated as regulator of G protein signaling 7a. The transcript is spliced from 18 exons. Bases 279 to 1658 code for a protein of 459 amino acids. The record is from RefSeq and is a predicted model, not a curated record. Lineage: Eukaryota; Metazoa; Chordata; Actinopteri; Cyprinodontiformes; Rivulidae. Gene Ontology annotation, biological process: regulation of G protein-coupled receptor signaling pathway; intracellular signal transduction; G protein-coupled receptor signaling pathway.
GUGAGCGGCAUCGCUGGUGACGGGAGGAGAGGAGCGGCUGAGCGGGUCCACACACCGAGCUGUCCGCCCAAGGUUGGCUUCCUCCCGCCGCCAAUGCAGACCCCUCACAUUCCUGUGUCUGCCAGUUGACACGCACACGGACCAGGCUUCCACCCGUGCGUGGAUUUAGGAGUCCUAAAGCGGGCUGCUUUUUAAUUUUUUUUUUAAUUUUUAUUUACAGGAGCACCUGACAUCCCCCUCCUUCCCCACCCCCCAGUGGCAGAUAUACUCACUGGAUCAUGGCACAGACCAACAGCAGCGGGCAAGGGACCAACGGGGUGGCAGAUGAGUCCCCCAACAUGAUUGUGUACAGAAAGAUGGAGGAGUUGAUAGCACGCAUGCAGGAGGAGAAAAAUGGCAUCCCCAUACGAACAGUGAAGAGUUUUUUAACCAAGAUCCCCAGUGUUUUUUCAGGUUCUGAUAUCGUACAAUGGCUGAUGAAGAAUCUGGACAUUGAAGAUCAAGUCGAGGCACUUCACUUAGGAACGCUGAUGGCUGCACACGGAUACUACUUCCCCAUUUCAGAUCACGUCCUCACUCUCAAAGACGACGGCACUUUCUAUAGGUUUCAGACUCCAUACUUUUGGCCAUCAAACUGCUGGGAACCUGAAAACACAGACUAUGCUGUUUACCUCUGCAAAAGAACAAUGCAAAACAAAGCACGUCUGGAGCUUGCGGACUAUGAAGCUGAGAGCUUAGCAAGGCUACAGAGAGCUUUUGCUAGGAAAUGGGAGUUCAUCUUUAUGCAAGCAGAAGCACAAGCAAAAGUCGACAAGAAAAGAGACAAGAUAGAGAGGAAAAUUCUCGACAGUCAGGAAAGAGCAUUCUGGGAUGUGCACAGACCAGUGCCUGGAUGCGUGAACACAACAGAAGUUGACAUAAAGAAGUCCUCCAGAAUGAAAAAUCCUCACAAAACGAGAAAGUCAGUGUAUGGGCUACAGAAUGAUAUACGUACUCACAGCCCGACGCACACCCCCGCUCCAGAGGCCAAACAGCCGACAGAAGAUGAACUGCAGGAACAGAUCACAUUUUGGCAAUUACAAUUAGACAGACAUCGACUGAAAAUGUCCAAGGUGGCAGAGAGUUUGCUGGGUUACACAGAGCAGUAUGUUGAAUAUGACCCCUUCCUCACGCCUCCGGACCCAUCUAAUCCCUGGAUCUCAGAUGACACCACAGUCUGGGAGCUCGAAGCCAGUAAGGAACCUGGCCAGCAGAGGGUAAAGAGGUGGGCUUUUGGCAUCAAUGAGGUUCUCAAAGACCCUGUGGGGAGAGAGCAGUUCCUCAAGUUCCUUGAGUCUGAAUUCAGCUCUGAGAAUCUCAGGUUCUGGCUUGCCGUCCAGGAGCUAAAGAAGCGUCCCAUCAGAGAAGUACCGACCCGCGUUCAGGAAAUCUGGCUGGAGUUUCUGGCCCCCGGGGCGCCCAGUGCCAUAAACGUCGACUCCAAGAGCUACGACAAAACCACCCAGAAUGUCAAAGAUCCCGGACGCUACGCAUUUGAGGAUGCACAGGAACACAUCUACAAACUGAUGAAGAGUGAUUCUUAUAGUCGUUUCAUUCGUUCCAGUGCCUACCAGGAGCUAUUACAGGCCAAAAAGAAGAAAAGUAAGAAUUUGUUCUGAAGCCUCUUGCUUUCAGGAGGGACCACUGGCAGACAAGAGAUUGACAAGUUGUGUGCCGUCAUCUUUGAACCAAUGGCUUCCCUCUCUC